AAAAAAUGGACGACACAGAGCAACUGUGAUGGCUUCUCUCUCGUAAACGGGCUCUAGUGUUCAUAGGCUGGUUCUGAGAGCGGAAGUUUGUGUUGUUCAGCUGGCUGGAGGAGACGAAGAGAUGUCGGAGUACAGCUUGGCUCAGAAGGGGCCUUUGAAGCUAAAAGGGGCUGGGGAGCUGAGUGUAGGCAAGAAAAAGAAAAAGAAAAACCAAGACAAAAACAAACUCGUACAACAAAUGAUGACUAGCAAGAAAAAUGAGGAGGAAAAAAAGAAGCCGGCUUUAGAUAAAAGAACACCAGCUCAGAUUGCUUUUGAAAAAAUGCAGGAAAAAAGACAAAUGGAAAGAAUUUUGAAGAAAGCUACAAAAACACACAAACAAAGAGUUGAGGACUUUAAUCGUCACCUGGACACACUGACGGAGCAUUAUGACAUCCCGAAAGUUAGCUGGACAAAAUAAGAUUGUUUUUAUUUUAUUAUGUAACUUCUAUAUUGUAUUUACUUUUUACCAUUUGCAUCCAUGUAAAUAAAAUAAAUUG
Molecule: messenger RNA, 539 nt
Organism: Rana temporaria (common frog)
Lineage: Eukaryota; Metazoa; Chordata; Amphibia; Anura; Ranidae
Product: protein FAM32A-like
Exons: 4
Coding region: 122-460 (112 amino acids)
Cellular component (GO): nucleolus
Source: RefSeq, a predicted model, not a curated record